UAAAGUAUAAUCAAAUUAGGUAUCUGAAAUGAACUGGGUCUUCUUUCAAAAGGUGAAAUAGUUUGAAAUGUGAGUUAAUCGGUUGCACAUUCAUUUGUUCAUGUUCAAAGUUAAAUCCAAGUUAUAAAUUUCAAGUAUUUAUUUAAGCAAAACUGUAUUCUUUGUCAAUAUGAAACUUACAAUUUUGAAGGUAAUUUUUUUAAUAACUGUUCUAUUGACGACAUUUGCAGAAAGUUUUGGAAAUGAACAAAAUAGAAUUUUAGAUGAAAAUCUUAGUGAAGUCAACUUUUAUAAAGAACAUACUUCUAGAAUACAAAGAAGAUCUAUAGUAAGACUAUUUGGAUUGAAGCCGCGUUAUAGGCGGCCAAAUAUAAACAUUUCAUGGAAUUGGGGAAAUUCAAACCAACAACGCUUUAUAACAACAAAUAGUAAUAAUAAUAAUCGCAUUUAUCAUAAAACAUUUUCAACCAUACCAAAUGGUUUACAAAUUCAAAAAAAUAUAUUAAUUUACAAUGGAUUAAAUGGAGUAAAUAAUCAACAUAACUCUCAAAUAUUCACAACAACGACUCCAAAAUAUUUUACUACGAGGACGACUGCUGGAAGUAUUUUUGAAAAGAAACCGUCAAUGGACAUUGAUAAUACAUUUUCAACGAAACCAACAGAGAGUUCUAUUACAAAAACUCGUUAUAGUGCUUCGACGGAAGCAGUGAUGUUUAACAAAGAACCCACAACACAAAAUGUCGGAAAUACAAAAAUAACUCAAGUCGAUCAAACUACAACUUCCACCACUUCAAAACCAAAAACGCCAAUUACCACUAGAACCACAACCGAGUUAAUAGCAUCAAAUAAUUUAAGCACUAAAAGUUCAAAGGGUGGAUUUACGAGCACCUCCAUGCCACAAAAUAACGAGUAUAGUGAAUUAAUUUAUGAUAUUGAUCCAAGAUAUAGGAAAAAAUAGUUAUAGUCUUUAUAAAGGAAUAAAACAUUUUUUAAGUAUUUAGACAAGAUUCUAUUACUUUCUAACAACAAACUUAAUUGAAUACUUCUCAGAUAUCAAACAAUUAGUUACAAACAAAAGACCUGAUUUGCAAACUUGAUCUUUAAAUCUUUUGUUUUAUUUUAAAAGGUUUCCCAUCUCAGUCCGUUUUUGUACACUAAUUAUUUUAAGCUAAUUGAUUUUUAUUUUUAGUACACUUAAAACCACUGAUUUAGCUCAACUUUUUCACCAAAAUCACACCCUUAUUAGAAACACUUUAUGUAAUAUGUAUUUUUUCAAAGUUUUUUUUUAUUAAUUAUAUUGGUUUUGAGUGAAUUUUUAAUGUUAUAAAUAAAUAAAUCAAUGCAUAAUUUAUGAUAAUAUA
Molecule: messenger RNA, 1361 nt
Organism: Eupeodes corollae
Lineage: Eukaryota; Metazoa; Arthropoda; Insecta; Diptera; Syrphidae
Product: serine/threonine-protein kinase pakE-like
Exons: 3
Coding region: 170-958 (262 amino acids)
Source: RefSeq, a predicted model, not a curated record